AUGGCGGCCACACCAACCCAGCCCCUAUUCUUGGCUGAUACCAAGCUGAACCAAUCCGUGAAGAUCCGUCCAGUUGUUUUAUUCUCGAUUGUCGAUCACUUUAUGCGCAGAGAUGCAGGACAAGGGCGUGUUAUCGGUACAUUACUAGGACACACUGAAGAGGGUGUUGUUCACGUCACAAACUGUUUCCCAGUUCCUCAUGGCGAGACAGAAGAUCAAGUUGCCGUGAACAUGGAGUUCCAUCAGACAAUGUUCCAGCUUCAUCAGAAGGUUAACCCACGUGAGCAAAUAGUGGGUUGGUAUGCAACUGGCAAUACUAUCUCGUCACACAGUGUGCUUAUACACGAGUUCUAUGGCAGGGAAACACGCUCACCUGUACAUCUCACACUGAAUACUGAGCUGAAAUCUGGAGAUCCACUUGCUGUUAAGUGCUAUUCAUCCAGUCCUAUUGGAGCUCCCAACAAUGCGACAGGUGUGGUGUUUACACCUGUGGAAAGCGAGCUCCGUUAUUUGGAGGCGGAACGUGUUGGUUUAGAUACACUUGAGCGAAGCAAGGAUGCUCCUAAUGGUACACUUGCGCUUAUGACCGAAACUGAACAAUUAGAGAAGGCCAUUGUUAAGAUGUUGGAGAUGGUAGGCCAUGUGAAGGACUAUGUUACACAGGUGCUGGAUGGUCGCUUGGAAACACCCAACAAUCAAGUGGGAAGACACCUGAUGGAGGUGAUCUCUUCAGUGCCCGAGGUUGAAGGCUUAACUCUAGACAAGAUGUUUAAUAAUAGUCUGUUGGAUGUGAUGAUGAUCGUGUACCUGUCGAACAUCACGCGCACGCAGCUGAAGAUCGCCGAGCGCUUUGAUAAUGAUUGGGCGCUGGUCACACUCACUGUUGUCCGAAUAAGGAGCACACCAGCCCGAUCAUGAAGCUCAAAUCGGGAAAUUUUUCAACGUUGUCAUACGAACACCUGUCACGCAAUCACCGUUUGCAACCAUAAUGCGGCAGGUCUAUAUCUAACAAGUUAUAAUAUGUACUUUCAUUGAUGACGAGAUGUACAGUGAAAUAUGAUUGCGAAGUUAAGAAAUGUGUGCCCAGACGGCUAUACUCAGCCUACGCGAGGAUAUUUACAAA
This is a messenger RNA of Sphaeroforma arctica JP610, 1123 nucleotides long. RefSeq lists its product as hypothetical. Bases 1 to 918 code for a protein of 305 amino acids. Gene Ontology annotation, biological process: translational initiation. Gene Ontology annotation, molecular function: translation initiation factor binding; metallopeptidase activity; translation initiation factor activity. The record is from RefSeq and is a predicted model, not a curated record. NCBI's taxonomy places the organism in Eukaryota, Ichthyosporea, Ichthyophonida. The transcript is spliced from 2 exons. Gene Ontology annotation, cellular component: eukaryotic translation initiation factor 3 complex, eIF3m.